Amphibalanus amphitrite is the source of this 1628-nucleotide messenger RNA. RefSeq lists its product as uncharacterized. NCBI's taxonomy places the organism in Eukaryota, Metazoa, Arthropoda, Thecostraca, Balanomorpha, Balanidae. Gene Ontology annotation, biological process: transmembrane transport. The coding region runs from base 172 to 1548 and encodes 458 amino acids. The transcript has 13 exons. The record is from RefSeq and is a predicted model, not a curated record. Gene Ontology annotation, molecular function: transmembrane transporter activity.
GCGGCCCGCGCCAGUGGGCUGGCGGAGUGUGCGGGACGCGGGCGGAGUGAGCGUGACGGACUCGGACUCUGAGACGGACCGAUCGCAGACGGACUGGACGGGGCCCGUCUGCAGGAGACGACUACACGUGUGCCGGUGCGUCUACAUUAGACUUCACUCCAAAGGCCAGCCAUGCCGAGGUGGCAGCGGCCAUGGCAGGGCCUGGCGUGUAUCGCCGGAGGGUUCGUCAUGCACCUGACCCUGGGCACCAUCUACACAUUUGGUAACGUCACCUCCUACCUGACAUCGUACCUCCAUGUACGCGUCUCUGAGGACGUCGACUAUGCCACCACCAUGUGGAUCCCCGCGCUGAUGAACAUGGGCCAGGGCCUGACACUGGCCGUCGGAGGCCGGCUGUACGGCCGGUUCGGGCCGCGGGUUGCCUGCCUCAUCGGAUGUGCGGUGCUCACUGUGAGCACGGCGCUGAGCUCGCAGACGGUCCGCUCCAGCGUGGCUCUGCUGAGUCUGACGUACGGCCUGGGAGGUGGUAUCGGAGUCGGACUGGCCUACGUCGCGCCCAUGAGCUCCGCCAUGAAGUGGUAUCCGGAACGCCGCGGUCUGGCCAAUGGUAUCAUUGUGGCCGGGUUCGGCAUGGGCGCUGUGGUGUUCAACUGGAUCCAAACUAGCUACCUGAACCCGGACAACGUGGCUGUGGCCGCCGACAAUUAUUUUCACGAGUCGUCCGUGCUGGAUCGGGUGCCGUCCAUGUUCCUUCUACUGGCCACCGUGUAUGGAGUGAUGCAGCUGCCCAGUAUUGCAUUCAUACAGGAUCCCAAGGAACAGCGGCGUCGCCGCUCGGACAGUACAGCCCUGCUGGACGACUCGGACGAACCAUCGGCACUCAAUGUGGGAUCGACAGAGUACGAAUCGACGGAGGACGAGGGAGCAGUGAGUCUGUCUCUAUCCGAGGCUCUCCGGACCCGGCAGUUCUACCAGCUGUACGUCACGUUCCUGUUCAACACAAUCACCAUCGGCUUCAUCAACCCGCUGUGGAAGGCCUACGGACAGAAGAACAUCGCCGAUGACCAUUUUCUGGCGUUUGUCGGUUCGGCGGCGGCCGUGUUCAACUCUCUGGGACGAGUGAUGUGGGGAGCGCUCUGCGACAGGACAUCCUACAGGACGGCGAUGCUGUGCGCGUGCACCCUGCUCUGCGCGGCGUUCGCCACGAUGCAGCUGACGCCGCUGGGCGGCCGCUGGAUGUUCGCCGUCUGGGUGUGGCUUGUCUUCGUCUCGUUUUCGGCCAACUUUUGUCUGAUUGUCACGGCCGUGGCCAACACGUACGGCACCCAGCAUGCGGGACCGAUCUACGGAGUGAUCUUCAGCAGCUCGGUAAUCGGUUCGCCCAUCUCCGUCGGACUGGCCAACGUUUUCCUGCAGAAACUCGGAUUUCCGGUCAUGUUUAUGAUACAGGCCAGCUUCGUUUGCGUCAGCAUCAUUGUCACCCUAACUUUCCGCGACAAGCGACUGACUCACCGCCACCUACCGGACAGACGGAGCCACUCUAGUUAGUCUUCACUCGCUAGAUGUCACUAGCGUCGACAAGUGCACAACCGACGAUUCCAGCUAAGUGCGGAUGAAUGGUGUAUUUA